AUGGACUCGACGAAUAAACACAGCUCAAUUAACGAACUUCAGAAGCAAAUUCCCUCUCUGACUGAAGAACAUGUACAGCUGCAGGAACGAAAUGAAGUGCUGUUUAGUAAGCUUGAAUCCGUCCAGAACAAACUGGGCCAGCAGCCUGCGUCAAAAAGCAACCUGUCAGUCAAACUGGUCCAGUGUGAGGAAGACAAACUGAAGAUCUCAAAAUACCUAGUUGAUGUGCAGAUAGAGGCCAAUAAAAUGAGAGAGCAGUAUGAAGCGGAGAUCUUUGAACUGAAAAACAUGGUUUUAUCUCAGGAGGGCACCGCCUCGUCUCUUCAGACAGAGUGUGACCGGCUCAGAGAGGAAGUGUCAGCAGCAUCGGCACGCUUAGAAGUCAUUGAGCGAAGUGAGCGCGACCUGGCCGAAGAGUACGCAGUGCUAAAGAGCAACUUCCUGUCGUUGAGCAGCACUUACGAAAGAGAACGCACACACUCAGAGGAGCUCAGCGCUGAGCUGCUCGCCCUCGCGCACACACACGACACGCUCCUGCAGGAGAGAGAGCGCACACACAGACACACGCUGGAGGUGGAGAGGGUUCGAGCGCUGCUCAGCAGGACGUCCCAGAGCAGAGUCAGGCCCGAGGAGUUUGAACGGAGCAAGAGCCCAGUGGAAAGAAACGGAGUGCAGAAUAACCUGAGAGACGAGCUAGAAAAGCUGAGGAAAAGCUACAAGGGGCACCAAGGACUACUAGAGGAGAAAGUUGUGGCCAUGUGGAGGGAACAGCUGGAGAAUAAGAGAGCCAUUCAAAGCACCCGGCACGAGCUGUCCCAGCAGUCUGCAACGCUCAUUAUUUCUCAACAUCAGCUGAAAGAGGCCACGGCUGAGGUCUCUAAACUACAAAAUCAUCUGAAGGAACUCAACAGAGAGUACAGGGCACGACUUGCACGCUAUAUUCAGGACGUGACAGAGUGUGUAACUGUGGCCGGUGAUGGUGAUUUGGGACAGAAGUUGAAGGGGUUUGUUGAGUCCAUGCUGGAGGAGGUGAAAACAUCCUAUCGCUCCAGAGAGAAACAGCUCACUAAAGCCAUCAGAUCAUACCGCAAACACAUCCAGGGUCUGAGCAACACCUAUCAACAACUGCUUGUUGCUUACAGACUGCAAUGUGAGCAGAUCCUGGCACUCCCUGAACACGCUUUAGAAGCCGGACCCCCUGAGGCCCACUUCAGUCCCGCGGGGACCGAACUGAGAGGAGAGACCGACAGAGAGCUACACAGACUGAGAGAGGACAAAGCCUGCCUGGAGAGCCAACUGAAACUGGCUCGAGAACAGAUGGCUGUAUUAACAGAGUCCUCUCAGAGGGUUGGACUAACCCAAGAUGCCUGGAAUGAUGUUAUAAAGCAGCUCAAAGAAAUAACAAACUCCACACAGGAAGCUCAAGAGAGGGAGCGUGUCCAGCUGAUCGCCAGGGCGACGGUUGCCGAGGAGCGGGUGUCUGAGCUGAAGGAGUAUGUGGACAAUCACCUGGGCAGGUAUAAACUGGAGAUAACGAGGUUGCGCAGGCUGCUAGGAUCACAGGAGGGAAGAUCAAAUAGUGCAAGAACCCAUAAGCCCCGCCCACUUCACAAAUCACUGAAAAGCAGCAGUUAUAAAAUAUAGUGCAGAAGUGCAUAAGCCCCACCCACUUCACAAAUCACUCAAAAGCAGCAGUUAUGAAAUAUAGUGCAGCAGUGCAUAAGCCCCACCGACUCCACAAAUCAAUCAAACACAGCAGUUUUUUAAAUACAGUGAAGGACAUAAUAA
Molecule: messenger RNA, 1788 nt
Organism: Sinocyclocheilus rhinocerous
Lineage: Eukaryota; Metazoa; Chordata; Actinopteri; Cypriniformes; Cyprinidae
Product: coiled-coil domain-containing protein 78-like
Exons: 14
Coding region: 1-1644 (547 amino acids)
Cellular component (GO): cytoplasm
Source: RefSeq, a predicted model, not a curated record